CAUUUUCUUUUACUGGCUUCAGAUGCUCCCUAUCAAGUGAAGCGCGGGCAGGACACCGUACUUGUUUUCUUGAAACGACGGUUUGUGCAGAUUCGUCGUCAUUUUCCACAAAGUUAUAGACAUGACAGCAGCCAUGUGUAAAGUUUGAAAUAAUUGUUGAAACGAGCGGUGAAGUAAUACAGGUGAAAACUGUGUUAAGUUUGAUCCUUAUUGAGCGAUCAUGAUUUCGACGAAGCUCUUUUCUUCCCCUGCGGUGCUCGUCGUCGUCAUCAUCUACGCAGCCAUGAUCGUCGUCACCCAGGCGCAGAUCGGCUCGGUGACGCCGAGCUGUGACGAGGGCGAGGCCGCACUCGGGAUGGGAAACUAUUUCAUCGAAGACAGUCAGCUCUCUGCAUACCACGCCUACAACGUCGGUCCCGCAGAAAAUGGAAGAAUAGUUUCGAGUGAUCUGUCGCUGUAUUGGGCGGGGAAGACGAAUUCCGAUGACUUUUGGUACGAAGUCGAUCUUCUCGCUCAUACUGUUAUUACAGGGCUCACGAUCCAAGGUAGGAUGGCUGAUGGCGAAACAGACAAGCGUAUUCUAACUUACUCCAUCCAAUACAGCAGUGAUGGUUCUACGUUCGUCGAUUAUGAGGAAAGCGGUUCUACAACGGUAUUUGAUGGAGUUACUGUGGGAGGAACUACGGUGGAUGAAACAUUUUCAAAGGCGAUCAUAGCUCGCAAAAUAAGGAUUAUACCAAUCACCUAUAGCAAUAAACCGAGUAUGCGACUUGAAUUGUACGGCUGCUACCAAGCGAGGACCUGUCUCCAAUGGGCUUAUUUGGACGCUGAUUACCAGGCAUUGGAGGGUCUAUUCUGGUCCAGCGGAUCUAGGGCUCUGCAGUACUACGCCAGCAAGUACAACAAUGUAUCAGUCUGCUAUUACGACCAAGUAAACGACGUUUUCUGGGACUGUACUAGCCCGCUGGGAGUUGGCAACGGCUACAUCGACGACUCGCAAAUGAGCGCCUCCUCAAAUCUGGGCAACAGUUACGCCUGGAAAGCGAGAUAUGAUGAGUCGGGAGUAUGGAUGCCGAGUAACAACGCCAAUGAUGAGUGGCUACAAAUAGACUUCACUACAGAUACUUUCAUAUCAGGGUUCAAUACGAGAGGAGAUUCCAGUUCCAGCCUAGAUACAUUUCUAGUCACAUACAGUACAGACGGUUCCAAUUAUUCCCCACAAACUGAAUUCGAAGAGCCUCAAGAUAUAGACAGGCUGUACCUAUACCAGAGCCCUAUGACAGCACGCUAUCUGAAAUUCACCGCAGAUAGUUGGACUAAUAAUAUAGCACUCGCCGUGGAAGUCUAUGGGUGUGGCGAUCAUGUUCCCACUGCUUUUCCGACGGUAGACUCAGUAGCUACCACGUUUUCUCCGUCAUACGGAGACUGUGAUGGUCGGGAAGGGUAUUUCUACAUCGACGAGGAUGGCGAUGGAAACUCUGACUACACGUACUGCACUCGCAUCACCGAGCAACUCUACGACACCUGUACUAACGCGCUGGGAAUGGAAGACUAUACCAUCACCAAAUCACAGAUCACCACAUCGGGCGAUUCUGCCGCCCGCUUCGGCGGGGAUAAAGGCCGAUUGAACGUGGAGUCCGGUGGUAACGGUUGGAAGCCAGCGACUAAGGAUGCCAACCAGUGGCUUAUGGUCGAUCUCGGCGACGACAGCAUCCCGCUGGUCACUGGGGUUGGUACGCAGAGCAGGGGGAACGAUUACGCACAAUAUGUGACGUCACUGAAGAUAAGCCAUAGCGUGGACGGAAGCACCUUUACUACCAUACAAGGAGAUAGCGGUGACAAGGUCUUUAAUGGCAAUACCGGUUAUGGCACUGUGAAGUACAUCUACUUUGAGACCGCCCUCCACGUCCGCUUUGUUCGUUUUGAGCCACUGACAUAUAAUGACGAUUUGUCCAUGCGUGUGGAAGUCUACGGAUGCCGUAACAGCAUUGUGGCAUCAGAAAACCUUCUGGAUGACGGAAACAGUACGUAUGGCUGGUAUUACACUUCCGGUUCAACUUUGGACUUCAAAACAACAGUUGACGGUUCCUAUGUGGCCCCUGCGGACCUGGAUUCACUCAGCGGUCUAACUAUGAGUGCAUCAAGUGAGAAGAAUGGAAACGAAGCUACAGAGGGCGUUCUAGAUAAUACAGGAUGUUGGGUGCCCAGUACGAGUAAUGCUGAUGAAUGGCUGCAGUUCGACUUCGCUGUUGGGACAGUUAUCACGCGGAUUGAGAUGCAGGGACAUCAUGGCAGUGUUAAUAAGUAUGUGGAGAGUUAUAACAUCUUAUACGCUGCGACCGACGAAUCCUUCACAACCUUCCAACACGGAGGAUCAGAUUACCUAUUCGCAGGCAACGACGGGUCAGGCGUCGAUGUUAUAGCAUCGGAGACGUUUAAUCCUCCAAUCGUUGCACGCUAUGUCAGAAUAUCACCUCAGUCAUGGGGCAAUAGUAUUGGCUUGAGAGUUGCCCUCUAUGGUGUACAGCAUAGUGCAACGUGCAGCGAAUGGGAAGCAGACACAUACAACGCAAGUCCUGGAGCCGGCUAUUACCUCUACCCAGGCAUUACUGAUCCUGUUUAUUGUCCGACUGAUAACUCACCCGAUUAUGGAACCUGCAAUGACUACCACGACGCAGGAUUCACCGACGAUCACUACUACAUCCUCAACCCGUCUGGGGGGUCGUUCUCCGACGCCAUCCUCGUCUAUUGCGACUUCUCGUCCGUGGGCAACAACGAUGUCGUGAUGGUCACCGUAAGCAGUGACAUGAGUGGAUGGACCUACCUCGACUCCUAUAAUGGGAAUUACUCGUCCGGCGUGACGUACAGUUCAAAGGAAGCCGCUAACGUGGGAAACAUGGCGUCUGCAUCAGAUUACUGCUACCAAUACCUGAUGUACGAGUGCUUCGCGUCGAUGAUAUACUCAGGCUCGGUGGCCGUUUCUUGGUGGGAGGAUAAAGACGAGAACCCCAUGCCAUACUGGGCCGGCAAUGAUGCCGAAUCUACGGGGUGCUACUGCAAUGAGGCUGGCAAUUGUGCUAAGGGUGGAGAUCAGUGCCACUGCGAUUUAGCCAACCACUAUUCAGAGGGCGGAUGGAUUACGAAUAAAACGAACCUGCCAAUCGGAGGGCUGACCUUCGGUGACGUCAGCGAUGGGUCAUCAGCUGGAAAUUUCACUGUUGGAGACCUAGUGUGUUUUACGGAAUCUGGUGCGGUUCCUUCAUCCUGCUACGAUGUUGCACAAGACGGUCACAGUACAAAUGGACUCUACCUUCUAAAACUGAGCACCGGUGAUUAUAUACCAG
Messenger RNA from Strongylocentrotus purpuratus (purple sea urchin), 3344 nucleotides. RefSeq lists its product as uncharacterized. The record is from RefSeq and is a predicted model, not a curated record. Lineage: Eukaryota; Metazoa; Echinodermata; Echinoidea; Camarodonta; Strongylocentrotidae.